GGCUGCGACCGCGCUGGAAGGAAGGCUGGGCAGACAGGACGCUGCUAGAACCGGCGAGCACCCUCCCGUAGCGGCGCCGGGUCACACCUGGCCGGCCGCACCGCCACUUCCAGCCCCGCGUCCUUCCCCUUCCUUUCCCACGGCCGCCUAACUGCCCGUCGAAGUGUUUCUUGUCGUGAAACAGAAGAUUAACCGAGGCGAUGGCCAGACAAGAACCUCAAGAGAGAAACUAUGACAAUAUGCUGAAGAUGAUAGAGGACCUGAACAGAGACCUAGAAAAACUUCUGGAGGAAAUGGAAAAACUGACAGCCAAGAUUUCUGGCUUGGUAGUAUUUCUUGUGUUUAUAGUUCAGGCAACCUGGAUGGCAUAUGACAUGGUAGUAAUGCGUACCAACCCUGACCUGACCAAUUCCAUGAGGCGCUUGGAAGAGGCCUUCCUGAACUGCAGAGAAGAAAUGGAGAAAAAAUGGCAAGAAGUGCUAAGAGAAUCUAAAGGUGAAGAGCAAAAAAAGGAAUAAGUUGAAUUUAGUCAUGCUGGCAGAACUGUAUCGCUUGGAAAGUCUCCAGUUUUUUUGUAUUCCAGGCAUGGAGUUUUCACAAACACCAUGGAAUUGCUGUUCACCUUACUAAGAACUAUGCAUGUGUUUACAUUUAUGGAAAUAUUUUUAUGAUAUAUUAAUAUUGUUGAAGAUAAAAGGUAACUAUGUUUCUAAUUUUUAUUAUGCUCACCUUAUAUAGUGUAUGUGCAUACAGAACUUAAGAUGC
Messenger RNA from Lagopus leucura (white-tailed ptarmigan), 765 nucleotides. It is a transcript of the gene SYCE3, whose product is annotated as synaptonemal complex central element protein 3. The coding region runs from base 201 to 518 and encodes 105 amino acids. Gene Ontology annotation, biological process: synaptonemal complex assembly; reciprocal meiotic recombination; spermatogenesis. Lineage: Eukaryota; Metazoa; Chordata; Aves; Galliformes; Phasianidae. The record is from RefSeq and is a predicted model, not a curated record. The transcript has 3 exons. Gene Ontology annotation, cellular component: central element.